AUGAAAUUGAAAUAUCAAGAAGUUCAAGGUAAUUUAUUUUCGGCUUCAUCGACAAUAUCACUUGCACAUUGUGUCUCAGCCGAUAUGAACAUGUCAAAAGGAAUUGCAACGCAGUUUCGUAACCAAUUUGGACGUAUUGACGAUCUCAAAAGACAAAAUAUUGGAGUCGGGGGUUGUGCUUAUAUAUAUGUCGAAAAUCGCCAUGUAUUUUACUUGAUUACAAAACAACGAUAUUUUCACAAGCCAACAUUGAAAACAUUAGAAGCAAGUCUGAUUUCGAUGCGAGAUUUAUGUAUUCAAAACAAUAUUAAUCAAUUGGCGAUGCCAUGUAUUGGUUGUGGUUUGGAUAAACUUCAGUGGUCACAAGUAAAAGAACUGAUACAACGUAUAUUUGGACAAGUCGAUAUUGAAAUCACUAUUUAUGUGAAAAAUGGUCCUCCUACCGCAGCACCGUCUUGGAAACGGCGUGGUAUUGCUGCAACUAGAGAUCAUAAGGGUCGGAACGAAACCACGCCAGAACCGGAACCAUAUGUAAAGAGAUCGGGACCAAUCAACAGCGCGGCCCAACAAUAA
This is a messenger RNA of Rotaria sp. Silwood2, 573 nucleotides long. Lineage: Eukaryota; Metazoa; Rotifera; Eurotatoria; Philodinida; Philodinidae. The record is from the annotation of a GenBank genome assembly.